Molecule: messenger RNA, 2814 nt
Organism: Mucor velutinosus
Lineage: Eukaryota; Fungi; Mucoromycota; Mucoromycetes; Mucorales; Mucoraceae
Exons: 10
Coding region: 1-2814 (937 amino acids)
Biological process (GO): phosphatidylinositol dephosphorylation
Cellular component (GO): intracellular membrane-bounded organelle
Molecular function (GO): phosphatidylinositol-3,5-bisphosphate 5-phosphatase activity
Source: RefSeq, a predicted model, not a curated record
AUGAAUCAAGACGCACAGAUAUUCAACGACAAUCAGGAAUGCUUAAAUGAUCAGUAUCUAAACGCUCAACUACCAGAACACCACACCAAAAAGGAUGAAAACGAACAAAAUGCAACUUAUGCUUCUGGUAUCCUGAAUGAUUCGAAUACAGCAGCAAAGACACAAGCAACAUCAACAGAAGCAUCACCAGAGAAAAAAGAAGCUUUGAACUGGGCACAUCCGCGCUUCACAAUGAGUCAGUUUCAACUAUACGAAACAAAGACAAGAUACUAUCUUGUUGGUACAAACCAAGCACGACAGAAAUACCGAGUAUUGCAAAUACAUCGCACCAACCCUAGAGAGCUUGUAGUAAUUGAAGACGAUGUCUUAUACACAGAAUAUGAGAAGUCUCGACUUUUGAAGAUGAUUGAAGAUGGCAACUUGAGUGUGGGUGGAUUGCAACUUUCGUCGAUGCGAAUCUAUGGCAUUGUGGGUUUUGUCAAAUUUACGCAAGGAUGGUACAUGAUUUUUAUUACCAAGCGUAGACAAGUAGCUCUUCUAGGAGGGCACUACAUAUAUCACAUUGACGAAACUCGACUUGUGCCAAUUGGUUUAGGAGCCAAAAUCGAUAAGAAUUCUGACGAAGCUCGCUAUGUGAAUACGUUUCAAAACAUUGAUCUAGCAAAGAACUUUUACUUUUCCUACACCUACGACAUAACUAACUCAUUACAAAACAAUCUCACUCAACCACCAUUGGCAAAACCAGCAUCCACAGACGAAGAGAAAGAUACGGCAGACCCCGGAUUACUGCAUAACGACAUGUUUGUUUGGAACCACUAUCUCCUGAGUUCGGGUUUCAAGAACUUGAAUAGUAGAUCAGGAUGGAUUUUACCUUUAAUUUAUGGAUUUGUGGAUCAAGCGAAAAUUUCGGUAUUUGGAAGAAGCAUUGUUGUCACUUUGAUUGCUCGAAGAUCACGAUACUUUGCAGGAGCCCGAUUCCUCAAGCGUGGCGUGAAUGACAAGGGCUUUGUGGCAAAUGAUGUAGAAACCGAGCAGAUUGUGACAGACAUGGCAACCACAUCGUUCCAUUCAACUGACCAUUUGUAUGGCAAUCCUCGAUACACAUCGUAUGUACAGCACAGAGGAUCUAUUCCUCUGAUCUGGUCACAGGAUACGACCAACAUGUCACCAAAGCCGCCCAUCGAAUUGAAUGUGGUAGAUCCGUUCUUUUCAGCAGCAGCGCUACAUUUCGAGAACCUCUUUAAAAGAUACGGAACUCCCUGUAUUGUUCUCAAUCUAAUCAAACAAAAGGAAAAGACCAAAAGAGAGUCUAUACUGGGAAAAGAGUUCUCCGAGGCAAUUUCAUACCUCAACCAAUUUUUGCCUGAUGACAAGAAGAUCAAGUACAUUGCUUGGGACAUGUCUAGAGCAUCCAAAAGUCAUGACCAGGAUGUCAUUGGAUUUUUGGAAAAGAUUGCAGAUGAUACAAUGGAAACGACAGGCUUCUUUCAGAGUGGUAUAGGAAUAGAUGCACAAAACUUGAAGCAAUCGAGGCAGCAUGGUGUCCUCAGAACCAACUGCAUUGAUUGCCUUGAUCGUACUAAUGCUGCGCAAUUUCUCAUGGGCAAGUGUGCCCUUGGCCAUCAGUUGUAUGUGCUGGGCGUGAUUGCAUCUCCUAAGAUUGAUUUCGAUUCAGAUGCUGUUAAUAUCUUUACAGAAAUGUAUCAUGACCAUGGCGAUACCAUUGCUUUGCAGUAUGGUGGCUCGCAUCUGGUAAACACAAUGGAAACCUAUAGAAAGAUCAACCAAUGGACCAGUCAUCCACGAGAUAUGAUCGAGUCCAUCCGUCGUUUCUAUGCAAAUGCAUUUUCAGACGCUGACAAACAAGAUGCCAUCAAUCUGUUCCUGGGUAAUUUCGUCACUCAAGAUGGCCAACCCAUGCUUUGGGAGUUAAGCUCUGAUUACCAUCUACACAACCAACAUCCAUUAGAGAAGGCUGUACGCCGAGAUUACCGUUAUUGGUACGAGAAAGAAGCAUUGAGGACCAAAAUUUAUGAGCAGGAUGAAUCCUUAUUUCUGAUACCCAAGCGCUUCCGGGUUCCUGCUUCCAACCCUGAUGCAAGUGAUUUAUACCAAGGUUACUGGGUCGAGUAUUACAAUCACAAGGAAUUGACAAGCUUGGAUACCUUAUUCACCUAUAAUAUGAAUGGCACAUUAAAGUACAGGCCGCUCAAGAUAUCUGCGCAUUCCAAAGAAAUGCGAGAAUUGACGAAAGCAGAAGCAUUGGAUAUGAGUCCUUUUACUGUGCGAGCUCUCAAGAACUCCACCCAUGCGCAUACAACGCCGUUUCCCGAGAAAACUGAACCAGAGGAUGAAGCAAAAUCGAGCGAUAACGAAAAGGCACCUUCAUGGACAAUUGUAGGAAUAACUCAACGCAACUUGGAGCCUACUAUCACCAACUCUGAACUUAAGGAGUACAAAAGAUAUACCCAACAAUUCAAAAACAUUGAGAAGCUUACAGUGUCGCAUGGAGAUAAGAUCAACUACGCAAGCAUAGAGAACUUUCCUGAAUUUCAACAAUACCAAAACUACGUUCAUAAAAACGCUUUAGAGGAAUACCCUGCAGCCAUCAAGACGACAAGCAUAGAUCAGCAAGUAUACAAUACCUAUGUCGACAUACCGCGCAGAGCUGCUUCAGUACAAGUAAGUCGAGAAUGGAGUGGCAACACCAAACGAAGAUAUGAAGGCUAUGGCAUGUAUUUGAGAUAUGGCAAAUAUCCAACCCAACAACAGCCACUACAAAAGCAAUCAUCAUCAUCACUCACAAAUGAAUAA